ACGUUUCCCAGAAUCCCAUCCGCUAUUGCUCCGCGAGGUCAGGGGAAUCGUCAGCACACACGAGGACUCAUUCCGACUUCCGAGAGCUUAGUUAAACCUCCCUUUUCUCUCUUCCCUCCGCUGCGAGACACCGGCUGUUUGAUUUCAACCAAACAGGGGGGAAGGCCAUAGUCCACUGACAGAAAGUUCAACGGCGCACGGGGUGAACUGACCAGCGGCUAAGGCCGGGCACGAAAGUGAUCAAGUUCGUGGCUUUAAAGCGUGCGUGUGUGGAACAGCUGUGUGGCGAUGGAGGCGAUAGACACUGCCCCUGAUUCCUGGGAUCAGGAGGACGAUGGCGAGGCCCAGGUCGACGAGCAACUUUCCAAUGCUUUUACUACCAGCCUAAACGUGGAGGCCAAGCCGUUUGUCCCCAACGUGCACGCCGCAGAAUUCGUCCCGACCUUCCGACAGAAGGACUCCGAUGAAACGGUGGAGUCAGCGGGUCCUGAUACAGAUGCCAAUGUGGAAGUAUCAGAGCCUGAGGCUCCGCCCAUGGAGAACGGUGAUGCGGAGAUGGGAGCAGAUGACACCUGGGAGCAGAAAGGGGGUGAGCCCAGCAAGGCUGAGGCAGAGCCAGGAGGCAGCCCUGGAGGAGAUGGGGGUCAGGCUGAAGAAGACUCCCCUCAAGAGGAAGGAAUGGAGGAGGAGGAGGAGGAAGUAGUGCCAACACCUAAAGUAGUCCCCGCACAGCCAAAUACCCCCAAGAAGGAACAUGUUAACGUGGUCUUCAUUGGCCAUGUCGAUGCUGGCAAGUCAACUAUUGGAGGACAAAUCAUGUAUUUAACAGGAAUGGUGGAUAAACGAACUCUGGAGAAGUAUGAGAAAGAAGCCAAGGAGAAGAACCGUGAAACUUGGUACCUCUCUUGGGCCCUUGACACAAACCAGGAGGAAAGAGACAAAGGAAAAACUGUGGAAGUCGGACGUGCGUACUUUGAGACCGAGAAAAAGCACUUUACCAUUCUGGAUGCACCAGGCCACAAAAGCUUCGUGCCCAACAUGAUUGGUGGAGCUUCACAAGCUGACUUGGCAGUGCUGGUAAUCUCUGCAAGGAAAGGAGAGUUUGAGACGGGCUUUGAGAAAGGUGGCCAGACGCGGGAACAUGCCAUGUUGGCCAAAACUGCUGGAGUCAAGCAUUUGAUUGUACUUGUAAACAAAAUGGAUGAUCCAACAGUGAACUGGAGUUUGGAGAGGUCAGACAUUUAUAUACAAAGGCUGUUGGUCUUGUAUUUUAUCUCUUUUAUUAUUUUAGGGAAAUUUUUUACACUGUUUGCACAUAGGUACGAAGAAUGUAAGGAGAAACUUGUUCCAUUUUUGAAGAAAGUUGGGUUCAACCCCAGGAAAGAUGUUCAUUUCAUGCCGUGUUCGGGACUUACUGGGGCCAAUCUGAAGGAGCCAGCAGAGUACUGCCCUUGGUAUACAGGGUUACCAUUCAUUCCACAUCUGGACAGUUUGCCAAAUUUCAACAGAUCAAAUGAUGGACCAGUCAGGUUACCCAUAGUAGACAAAUAUAAGGACAUGGGCACUGUGGUAUUGGGGAAAUUGGAGUCUGGAUCAAUCAGCAAAGCUCAGCAACUUAUGAUGAUGCCCAACAGGCACACUGUGGAGGUGCUGAGUUUGCUUUCUGACGAUGUUGAAACCGAUGAUGCCGCCCCGGGAGAGAACUUGAAGUUGCGACUCAAAGGCAUUGAAGAAGAGGAGAUCUUGCCAGGCUUCAUCCUCUGUAAUGCUGAGAACCUUUGCCACACUGGGCGCACCUUUGAUGCCCAGAUAGUCAUCAUUGAACACAAGUCAAUCAUCUGCCCAGGUUACAAUGCAGUUCUUCAUAUCCACACCUGCAUUGAAGAAGUGCAAAUUACGGCCUUAAUCUGUCUGGUAGACAAAAAGACGGGGGACAAGAGCAAAACACGACCGCGCUUCGUCAAACAAGACCAGGUGUGCAUUGCUCGUCUGAGAACAGCUGGGACCAUCUGCCUUGAGACCUUCAAAGAUUUCCCUCAAAUGGGACGUUUCACCUUACGAGAUGAAGGGAAAACCAUUGCCAUUGGAAAAGUGUUGAAACUUGUUGCUGAGAAGGACUGAAAAGAAUGAUUGGUGGUUCUGAAACGACUGACCGAGGCGGAGGCAGAUGCUGCUUCAGCUGCAGCACACUUCAUAGCCCUCCUGUCCUUUCUCCUCUCCGCCUCCCGAAGACCAGCUUGAAAAACUUAUCUUAAAGAAAUCAGUUUUUAAGCAAAUGAAAUCAAGUCCACAUGUGUCAGCUUUCUCAUAUUGAGAGCUCAGCGAUGCCAUUGUUCUAGGUUCUCCCCCAUGACCUGUUCUUCAUCAGUCUCACACGUUGAACGGCAAGAGAUCUAGCUCUCUUCCAAACCUUUUAUUUUUUAUAAUUUUUCUUUUUGCUUCCAUCAGAGAAAUAUAAUGGCAGCAGUUACAGUAAAUGUAUGUGGACCAAGAUUUGCUUGUUAACAUAAAAUGAUUUGAGCAAAAAAGUUUGAAUGAAUAACCAAUUGAAACCAAAAUGUUAUAUAUCUUGGUUGUACAUGUCUCCCAUUGCUUAUUCCCAUUUUGGUUUCGGUUCACAUAACGUUCUUGCAAAGUGCAUGAGCGUGUUCACGUUAUUAAAGCAUCUUCUAUGACAAUAAAAUAUAAAAUUGGGAAA
Messenger RNA from Carassius carassius (crucian carp), 2698 nucleotides. RefSeq names its product eukaryotic peptide chain release factor GTP-binding subunit ERF3A-like. Gene Ontology annotation, cellular component: translation release factor complex. Lineage: Eukaryota; Metazoa; Chordata; Actinopteri; Cypriniformes; Cyprinidae. The transcript is spliced from 14 exons. The record is from RefSeq and is a predicted model, not a curated record. Gene Ontology annotation, biological process: translation. Gene Ontology annotation, molecular function: GTPase activity; GTP binding; translation release factor activity. Bases 289 to 2121 code for a protein of 610 amino acids.